CACAAAUGUUGUCCAGUCAUGCUAUUUAUCUUGCGCGCCGUCACUUGCACGCACUCAAUUCUUUUCAGGAAACACUCGGUCGGCGCACAGCAGUGACAGUCGUGAACGUUCCUCGGCGACCAAGCCCAGCCCUUCCUCCUCCAGAGAAACGUAAGGCGGAGCCUGCAGACGACACGAAACGGCUGACUGAACAUUUGAAGCCUAGGGGACCUGCGGCGGCGCUUGCAGCCAAAGAGGACCCUUCAAAGGUUCAGAAGCCGAAGAAACUGCUGAAGCCGUAUGAACUCGCGUCCAGACUGAAGAAACUAUGUGCGGCAGGGGAUAUUGACGGUGCAGUUGAGACGUUGCAGGACAUGCCCUUAGAUGCGCAGACUCCGCCUGUGUGGAACACAUUGAUCUUGGAAUGCAUGAAAGCAGGGCGGUAUAAAUUGGCGUACAAGCUUCACACCGAUAUGAAACGUCGAGGACUCAAACCAACCGUCAGGACAUAUGACACUAUGCUAUACGGUUUGUCACGCAUUCAAGACUGGGAAAAUCACACGAAACUGCUCGAACAUGCCCAUUCCCUGUACGAAAAUCUCAUGAAACACUACAAUCUCGUGAAGAAGCUCGAUCCCCAGAGUAGCGAGCUUAAUGUCGAUCCGUUGGCGUCCUACAUCAAGAUACUGGCAGACACUAAUCAACACCAAAAGAUCUUCGAUGUCUACUAUGCCCUAGAUCAAGACGGUCCACUCGCUCCCAAUAACUUCCUCUACGGCGCCAUCUUCCGCGCUCUGGCAACUAGAAGGGCUGCCUCAGGGGAGGAUCGACGAAGCGUAGCAGCACAGAAUGCCUCAGACGCCAGGAUGCUCUGGAAGCAGAUGCUCAAGCGACCUGGGGCGUCUUCAACAUUCCCGGCCGAUUCACAUACCGUCGCUGCUGCUCUCCGAUGUCUUGCCUACGGGCGUUCCAUAGACCAUCAGCUCGGUCUGGACAUUGCACGCGAUGUCCUUGGUCUAGCAAAGCCUGGAGAAACUGCUCCUCCGGCGAAAGUCCCGCUUAGUCCCCAGUCAUUGGAAGCUGUUCUCAUCCUCUGCAACAAUAUGGGGGCACCCCGUAUCUGCAUUCACUUUGCACGACAAGCAAUGGAAAGGCCGCGCAAAUUCCAUGAACGGCCCAUCGUUGACUCUGGUCAUAUCAAUCAGCUCUUAAAGGCGCACGUGGCGCUGGCUGAGACUGGCUCUACUACAGAGUCUAAAGCAGCGUUGGAGGUAUUGGAGUGGAUGCUGGAACAAGACAUUCCCACCGCUAACGAGAAGAUCUCCAAAAUCCGGCCGAAGCGGUUGACCUACAAUCUGGUGCUGUCGGCUUGCCAACACUGCAAAGAUUGGUCGAGUGCGACCCGCGUGUUCGAAGUAAUGACUGGAUACCACGCGGAGGACUUCUUGAGCAAGUCGAAGAAGCCGAGGAAAGAUAAGAGGUCCCCGGGACAUUCGGUUUUCCCAGAUGCGACGACUAUGGCAUGUAUGGCUCGCACAGCGCUCGCUACAGGCGAUGGGAGCAACAUUCGGCAAUGCCUCCGUAUCAUUGACCACGUUCAGCUCGAUCACAUACUGAACACUGGAAUGCCUGCUGACCCGGAAGCAGAUAGUCCCGCUUUACGUCGCGCGCGCUCUUCGCAGGUGACUGAGCUGGCCACUGCUAUACUGGAGAUGGUGGGGACUAUUGAGGGACCCGAUGGUACAGGGAACAAACGCGAUCCCGAAGCUCCUCGCUGGAAUUCUCUGAGGACGCAUGCCACAGAAUUGAUCCAAGGUCAAGUAGCCACGCCCAUGCGUCCUUUGGUUUAAGAUCGCACCUGUUCGAGAUCUCUCAUGGAAUAGGCA
Molecule: messenger RNA, 1865 nt
Organism: Gloeophyllum trabeum ATCC 11539
Lineage: Eukaryota; Fungi; Basidiomycota; Agaricomycetes; Gloeophyllales; Gloeophyllaceae
Exons: 2
Coding region: 6-1829 (607 amino acids)
Molecular function (GO): protein binding
Source: RefSeq, a predicted model, not a curated record